AGCUGCCUAAAAACACAAGUCACUGCAGGAACAGAGAGAUUAGAUGUGACUGAAAGGCUGCCGGGACAUUAGAAAAUGUUAGGGUGCUAUUUUGGAGAUGCUGCCAUAAAUUAGGGAUACAGCAUACACCUAUUAUCAUGGGCCAGCUGUUUUCAUCAGAAGAAGAGCUUUCUCAAGCGAGGGAUGGGAUUGGUUCUCUCCUCUAUGAUGCCAUGUUGGAGGGUGGUGCUGUGCCUAACCUCGGCGUCGUCCACCCUCGUCUGCUAACCACUCACGAUGAGAGCUCUGACUCCCACGCCGGCCUCCAGGACCAACUGCGACAGCUGCAGGGCGACGUUGGGAACAGGGCGCCGUCAUACCUGAAGGAUCUGAUCGGCCGACUGUCGUCCUUCUCGGAUGAGCCCCGCCUGGCAGGCCUGGUGGGAUUAGCGAUCACCGUGGUGAUGGAUAUGGCCUACACAUCGUCCAAGCGGACAUCAGGUGUGAAAGGGAAGUCAGCGGGGUCAUCAUCGAGCCAGCAGAGAGUCUGGGAGCUCCAGGAGGUGAUGGAGGAGUACCUGAAGCGCUGCAGGAUCAACCUGAGUGACAAAAGCAAGCUGAUCCAGGACUCCGUCAGACUCGAGGCUCAGCUCAGCUUCACCCUCACCCAGCUGAAGACCUGCCUGCUGGGAGGAGACUGCGACUCCAGGUCUCUGAGGCACUGGGCCAGCGGAGCAGCAUUUCACACCCAGAUGUUGGUUCACCUGGCGGCUCUGGAGGGUCAGGCCGAGCCGCUGGCUGCCAGGGCGGCACUGGAGCAAUACAAGGACGACCUCACACAGAUCAUACCUGCCUACAGGCGUCAUAAGUCGAAUACAGUGUGUGUCGUGAAAUGUCAAGGGGGUCUUCAGGCAUCAUGUGACCCCUCCAGCGAGGUGCCAGAGGAGGGAUCCAUGACGGGACUCACUGUGACGGACAAAGAGCUGGGAAAAAGUGUGACCAUCCCUCUAUCCGCCAUGAAGACAGAGACAGGGAUGAGAAGGAGAGUCUCCGGGCCUGAUACCACCUCUGCAACUGUGUCCCCCUCCAUUAACCUGGACCUUAUCACCUCAGAUCAGUAUGCUCAGGCAUACCUGCACUACCUGUUCUCUGAUAACGGCCCUGUGGCAGAGCUGGAGGACUACUUUAUCAAGGCGAGUGACAAUCUGAGAACACUACGAACCGAGCCAAGAUGUACAAAAAAGACGGAGGUGAGAAAAACGAUAGAACAAAGUGAUGGAGUGCAUCUGAAAGAGCGGAUGCAAGACACUGAUGGAGAACAAAGGAGCAAAGGAGAUAAUCAGGGCGAGACGGAAAGCUCAGGAAGACGAGAUGAGACGAACGAAUGCGAGCAGAGGCAUGACAGUUUGCAUCUGAGUAUUGCAGAGACACAACCGGAUCAAAGCCUCAAUCACAGUGCAACAAGUGCAUGAGAGCCGAGACCGGACAGCAUCGAUCACAGGAUAUUUACCCUUUAAUGAAGAGAGAUGUUUUACUACAAAAAUGAAGGAGUUUUGCAAAGUUUGUAAUUUAUUUAGAGAGCUUACCUUACUGCUUUAGAAGCUGAACUUGUCUGCAAUAAUAUACUAAAUGUGUAUACAAAAGUGUCUUGGCCAACUAUGAAUUUUGGGUUUAAAUGUCAUUUCUAUUAAGUGUGUUUCACAUCGGCUUUUCAAAUUUGACUCACACAUAUUAGUCUGUAAGUGUCAUUAAAAGUUUA
This is a messenger RNA of Plectropomus leopardus (leopard coralgrouper), 1738 nucleotides long. RefSeq lists its product as uncharacterized. Lineage: Eukaryota; Metazoa; Chordata; Actinopteri; Perciformes; Serranidae. The record is from RefSeq and is a predicted model, not a curated record.